GAAAAUAUUGUUUCGGAUUUUUCCAGGGACAGCGACCUUGGAAGUGAACAAGAGUCUAAACGAGAUGGAAAUCAUGACCAGCUUGAUAAAGAAAGAUAUGCUAGGUAUGAUUUACGCAUUUAUCCUAAAUAUUUCAGAGAAAGCCAUUGUGAAAUUGAACGCCGCAGAAGAAAUAAGAUGACUGCUUAUAUAAACGAGCUAUGUGAAAUGGUACCAACUUGCAGUUCUCUUGCUAGAAAACCCGAUAAGCUCACUAUUCUUCGCAUGGCCGUCAGUCACAUGAAAACUUUGCGUGGAACAGGGAACACUGGGCUUGAUGGAUCAUUUAAACCAUCCUUUCUCUCCGAUCAAGAGCUUAAGCACUUAAUACUUGAAGCCGCUGACGGAUUUCUAUUUGUUUGCCAAUGUGAUACAGGACGGAUUGUAUACGUAUCUGAUAGUGUGGCGCCUGUUUUGAACCAGACGCAGUCCGAAUGGUAUCAGCGUACUAUUUACGAGCUCUGCCAUCCUGAUGAUGCCGAAAAGAUACGAGAGCAAUUGACCGGAUGUUCUCUUCCGGCCCAAGGUGCCGCAGCAACCGGUGUUACCACAAUCUCGCCAACUAGCGUGUGCAACCAAAUUACUCAAGUUAGCUCCACAAGCUGCAUACCCAUUCAUAGCAUAUCAUCCGCCUCGUCCACCUCUUCAACAUCAUCCAGUUCAUCAACUACCAUCGUUACUUCUGAGCGUGUCGCGAUAUGUAGUCCUGCAUCAGUCAGAUGUCAGGCUUCAACAUCGCCUCCAAUUCUGGCGUCUAGUACUGUGUCAAUGUCAAAAGGACUUCGUAGCAAUGGGGAUGCUGAAUCAUUUGACGUACACGGACAGUCUAAUCUACAACAACAUCAUUCCUUGGUUCCAGUUUCAUCAGCACGUAUACUAGAUUUGAAAACGGGAACAGUCAAAAAAGAGGGACAGCAAUGUAAGUUACUAGAUAAUGAUAAAAAAAUUUACUAG
This is a messenger RNA of Protopolystoma xenopodis, 993 nucleotides long. Lineage: Eukaryota; Metazoa; Platyhelminthes; Monogenea; Polystomatidea; Polystomatidae. The record is from the annotation of a GenBank genome assembly.